Messenger RNA from Acanthochromis polyacanthus (spiny chromis), 4415 nucleotides. RefSeq lists its product as uncharacterized. The coding region runs from base 457 to 3843 and encodes 1128 amino acids. The record is from RefSeq and is a predicted model, not a curated record. Gene Ontology annotation, molecular function: DNA helicase activity; ATP hydrolysis activity. NCBI's taxonomy places the organism in Eukaryota, Metazoa, Chordata, Actinopteri, Pomacentridae. Gene Ontology annotation, biological process: telomere maintenance; DNA repair. The transcript has 3 exons.
ACUUUUCCGAACUGGACUGGAAAGCCAAGUGUGACAUUUUGCGCAGUAACCCGGUCACCGUAAUGCGCAUGUUUGAAAAACGCGUGGAUGCCCUUAUGGCAAAGUUGAUCCUCUCACCAGCGCGGCCCAUCGGCGAGGUGGAGGAUUACUUUUACCGCGUUGAAUUUCAGGCCCGCGGAAGCCCACACAUUCACAUGCUAGUGUGGGUCAAAGACGCCCCUGUGUACGGCGAGGACUUGGACCACACCGUAUGCAGGUUCAUUGACCGCCACAUUUCUGCCAGAUGCCUGACCCCGAGAAGGACCAGGAGCUCCACAAAAUCGUCUCGGAGGUUCAGGUACACAGCAGGAACCACACCGGCUCUUGCCGAAAGGGAAACGUGGCGUGUCGUUUGGCUUCCCCAAGCUGCCGUUUGAUAUCACCUGGAUCACGGAGCCCUUUGCUGCGGAUGUGGAAAUGGAAGAUGGUCAAGACCAGGAAGAGGUGAUGAAGGAACGGAGGGAGCAGAUCCGUCGGCAGCAAAGGGAAGCAAAGGAAAAGCUUCGGCACCUGAGAGAGCUCCUCAUGGAUCCGAAGGCCUCCUUCGAGAGCUUGUCAGAUCUCCUCCGUCGAUGCGACUUCGAACACGACGCCUAUAUGAAGUGCGCCGAAAAUCUGACAAGCGGGAGCGUGGUCAUGCUGAAGCGGCAGCCAAACGAGUGUUGGGUUAACGCGUAUAACCCAGACCUUCUCCGCGCUUGGAACGCAAACAUGGACAUCCAGUACGUCCUGGACGAGUACUGCUGUGCCAUGUACAUGAUGUCGUACAUCACCAAGCCGGAGCACGAGAUGACCGAGUUCCUGAACUCGGUCGUGAAGACCAGCAGAGAGUCUGCCUUCAACCAAUGUGAGGAAAUGCGAAAGAUCAUGCAGGCCUAUGCGAAGCACAGAGAGGUCAGCGCCCAGGAGGCAGUGGCUCGUACGUGCAGCUUGCCCCUGAAAAAGUGCUCGCGGUCUGUGAUUUUCCUCUCGACGGACGAGGAAGCCAUGAAGAUGAGUCUUCCUAUGAGUCGCCUGAAGGACAUGGCACCUGACUCUGAAGAGGUCUGGAUGUUGGGGGUACCUGACAAGUACCUGUUCAGACCAAAGACUCCCGAGUUUCAGGGGAUGUGCCUGGCUGAGUUUGCAUCAGACUACCGGGUAGUCUACGGCGAACAAGUACAGGGCCCCAGUGCCAUUGCCCUUUUGUGUGACAAAGGAUAUAUUGCCAAGAGGACAGCCGGAAAACCAGCAGUCAUUCGAUAUGCGCGCUUCUCUGAGACCAAGGCGCCAGAGAAACAUUUCAGACGACUGCUCAAGCUGUACCUCCCCCACCGAUCUGACGACGAACUCAACGACGGGGGUCGCACCUCGUACGAAGAGUUCUACAAAUCGCGACGCGACGUCAAGGACAUCGUGGACCACAACAGGAAGCUAUUCGAGGGACGAGGCGCAGGCAUGGAUAAGGCACUCCAGAACGUCCAGUUCGGUCCGGUCCUCAACGCUUGGAACACGUUCGCACCCGAGGUUGAGGCGGAACGGCAGGAGUGUCUUGAGCUCCGUGAAAAGAUCCCAGAGGAGCAGGACGAAGACGCCGUGCCCGACUUUGAAGACCUGAAUGUCGGUGAACCCGUCCCCCGAAUCGAGGCGCCUCGGUUAAGUCCAGACUUUGUCCGCAAGAUGUUUCAGAGUCUGAACGAGACCCAGGCGUGCGUCUUCUACGCUGUGCGCCAGUGGUGCCUUCGGCGUGUGUGGGGCCAAGAUCCAGAACCGUUCCACUACUUUGUCUCUGGUGGAGCUGGUUGUGGUAAGUCCCACGUCAUCAAGUGCAUUCAUGAGGAAGCAACGAGGAUUCUGCGGCAGCUCCCGAGAUUCCGGGACGCAGCUGACAUGUCCCAGCCCCCUGUCCUUCUGACUGCCUUCACGGGCACGGCAGCCUUUAACAUCGCGGGCAAAACGUUGCACUCUGUCCUUAAGCUUCCCAGGUCCCUGGAACCGCCGUACCAGGGCCUGGGCAAUGCACUUGAUGAACUUCGAGCAACUUUGUCUUCGGUGGAAAUUCUCAUCAUCGAUGAGAUUUCCAUGGUUUCCAAGAAGCUGUUUGCCUACGUCAACUGGCGAUUCCAGCAGCUCAAAGGAAACCGAAAACCUUUUGGCGGCAUUUCCGUUCUUGCAGUCGGUGACUUUUACCAGCUGCCGCCGCUGGGCAGAGCCAAGCCGCUCUGUGUCUACGAGGAGACAGAGUUCGAUCUCUGGAGAGAGCGCUUCACCAUGGUCAACCUCACGGAGAUCAUGCGCCAGAAGGAUGACCGAGCGUUCGCCGAACUCCUCAAUCGACUGCGUGUCAAGCGCAAGCAAGAUCCUCUGUGCGCUGCGGACAGAGGCUUGCUCAUGAGAGCCGUCUCUGACGGCAAAGAUUGCCCGCCAGGAACGCUACACGUCUUUGCCACCAACAAGCAGGUAGAUGGUCACAACGCAGCCACCGUGGCCUCCCUGCUUAAAGGGGACGUCAAAAUAGCGGCCGAGGACUACAGGAAGGAUGUCGCUACCGGCAGGAAGGUGCCUGUGCCCAACAUCAAAGGCACCAAGAGAGAUUUGCCUGACAGCAUAAUGGCAGCUGAAGGAGCAAGAGUUAUGCUGAUCAGGAAUCUCAACGUGGAGGAUGGCCUUGUCAAUGGAACCUUUGGGACCAUCUCCACCAUUGUGCCUGAGAGACGUGACCCCAAAGUCGUGAGGUUCCUUGGACUUAAGCUGGACAAUUCCACAGCAGGACAGACUCUCCGCAAGAAGCUUCUGGGCCCCUCGGACGACUUGGUCUACGUCGAGAGAUCCGAGGAGAGCAUCGGUCGCAAGGGCGGAGUCGUGAGACGUCAGUUCCCCGUCAAGCUGGCCUUUGCGUGUACAGCCCACAAAGUUCAGGGAAUGACGGUGACGUCGGCUGUCGUGAGCCUGAAACGCAUGUUUCAGCCAGGCAUGGCAUAUGUGGCGCUUAGUCGCACCACUUCUCUUCAAGGUCUCACCAUCACCGACUUUGAUGAGACAAAGAUCUAUGCUGACCCUGCCAUUACGACAGCUUUGGAAGACAUGCGCAGCGCGAGUUUCCAGAGUGUUACUCCGCUGUUGCACCACUUGAACUGGACAGAGCGACCAGAUGCAGAGGUGACAAUCGUACAUCAUAAUACCCAAGGGCUUCCAUCUCACAUGGUGGACCUGAAGUUGCAUCACGAACUCAGGUUGGCAGAUGUGCUUUGUCUCACCGAGACACAUCUGUCAGGGUCCUCUGUAUCCUCAUGCUUUGAUCUGGAAGGAUACACUGUGUUUCACCGCAGCAGACAGGCGUCUUACACCACGUGCAGGGACAUGGCGGCAAAGGCCGGGGGUGGAGUUGCCGUGUACUGCAGGACCGCUCUGAUGGCGGAGGCGCCGAGCUGCAUGGUACGUGUCACAGAUCUGGAAUGUCUGGUCGUAAAGGUUGAGGUCCCAGUCAAAGUGCUAAUAGCAACUGUGUAUAGACCCCCAGAUUUUGGUUUGCAAAAGUUUCUGCCAAACCUGAACGCUCUCUUGGACACAUUGGAACUGAUGGAUCACCAGCCCAUUGUUGUUUGUGGUGACUUCAAUGAAGACCUCCUUUCCAGAGGCAAAAAAAGCAUAAGAGAUGCACUUCUGUCCAGGGGCUACAACCAAUUGAUCACAGAGUCUACCACAGACAAGAACACUGUGAUUGAUCACAUUUACAUUUCCCAACCUGAGAAAUGUGUUCAGUCAGGUGUUCUCCAAACAUAUUAUAGCUAUCACAGCCCGGUCUAUUGCAUUUUGACUGGCUAAAGCCUCACCAGCCAACACCGAUUUCAUGAUGGUCGUACGUUUGUCCCAUCUCUAGUUACAUUUUCAAAAUAAUAUUUCUUGGUUCAAUGUCUUGGCUGGAAAUCUAUUCUGUUCAGUCCCAUUUUACAGUUGUGUCACACAUUUUUCAUGUGACUCAGUGUUGUGGCACAUUGUGCUGCUGUUGUUUUUUCUUGGUAUGUUUUGUUCUGUUUUUUGAGUUCCAGGUCUGAGGGGGUCCAGAAGGUGCAGUGGCGAGAUCGGACGUCCUCCCAGAAGUCCCCUCCUCUCGGACGCCCAGUCCUUUUGGAAGUCCUCAACAGCCUCCCCAUAGGCAUGUCUCAGAAUUUGGACUUGGCUUCCUGUAGUCGAGGGAGCGGGGUGUGUAGUGUGCAGUGUCGGCCGACGGCCUGUAUAGGUCCGGUAACGGCUGUAGCUCCACAUCUGCUUCCACCGCUACGACGGGACAUGCCUCAGACAACACAGAAGACCACCAGAAGGCUGGAGAAAAUGGGACUUCAAAUGAAUGUUAUAAAUAAAUGUUAAAAUAAAAAAUGUAUACAUAUAUGAAAAUA